AUGCCGUUCGUCGACGACUCGCUCGUGGACCAACACGAGGCCAGGGCCGAGGCGGCGCGCGCGUGCUUCUUGCAGCACGACGUCGACGGCAGCGGAAGCAUCGACGCGAGCGAGCUCGCGGCCGCGCUCGAAUCGUUGGGAUUGAGAGAGCCGGGAGAGUCGGAUGAAUCCUUCCGCGCGCUCGUCGGGCGAUGCAUGCACGAGCACGACAUCAACGGCGGCGGGACGCUGUCGUUCAACGAGUUCAGUCAUCUGUACAACGCCGUGAGGGGCGUCGCCGUGGAGAACGCGAGAGGCACCGGCGGUUUCGCGGUGGUGCGAAAAGCGACGCACGCGCGGACGAAAACGCAGUACGCGAUCAAGAUAAUCAACCUCGACGUCGACGGCGACGCGGGGCACGCGUCGCCGAACGCGAACGCGACGACGACGCGCGGCGGCGACGUCGACGACGAAGAGGAGCACGAGAGGGCGUCGAUCGAGGACAUCGCGGACGAGAUAAAGGUGCGUUCUAUACACUGGUCCCCAUACGACCGCGUAGGCGAUGUGGACGCCGAUCCUUAA
Molecule: messenger RNA, 561 nt
Organism: Micromonas pusilla CCMP1545
Lineage: Eukaryota; Viridiplantae; Chlorophyta; Mamiellophyceae; Mamiellales; Mamiellaceae
Exons: 2
Coding region: 1-561 (186 amino acids)
Molecular function (GO): calcium ion binding
Source: RefSeq, a predicted model, not a curated record